Molecule: messenger RNA, 6396 nt
Organism: Stylophora pistillata
Lineage: Eukaryota; Metazoa; Cnidaria; Anthozoa; Scleractinia; Pocilloporidae
Product: pleckstrin homology domain-containing family H member 2
Cellular component (GO): cytoskeleton
Source: RefSeq, a predicted model, not a curated record
AUUAAACCAAUUUCAUGUUCAAUUUGAUAAUCUUGAAUGAUUUUGGUUUGAUUUGAAAACAUGGACGGACUUCACAGGACCUUCAUGUAUGUCUAUGGCUCAAGUCUGACAGCUUUCAAUUGCAAGGCUGUCACUGUUUUCAUUUUGUAUUUAUGCAUGUUACAUGAUCAAACAUACAUACUGUUGCCCCAAUUUUAGCCUCUCAUGCAACUCUCUGUUCUUGAGAGUUGUUGCGAUCGUUAUUAGUAGUUUAGCUUUUGUUUGAGGAGAGUAGAGGAAUCUUCCUUCUCAGUACCAUUACACUCAGACAGUAAAGCAAUUGAUUUUAUGUUAUUUAGACUCAAUGAAUUCCUUUUGUUAUGUUUCACAAAUUUCACUAUUAUAGUAUCAUUUGUGGUUAUAAAUUUAUUCUGAAUCAUUGUUGUCAACUACUUCAUGCAACUGCCUUCGCUCCUUAACUUAUGGACCAUAACAGAGGGGCCUCCAUGCUUGGGCAACCUCUCGUUGUCUUUUCAGAUUUGCUCUCUGGGACAAAUUUGAGUGAUAAAAUACAGAUAUUAGAAAGAAGAUGAUGUGAUUUAUACACCUAUCUAUGUUUUAAUUCAGAUUUUUCCUUGGCGUAUGUUUUUUUAAAUCAAUUUGAGGGAUUCACUCUGGUGGAUUCACUUUAACGAAGGGCUUCUGCUCAAAUCAUCAGCUAUAGAAUCUCUGUACAAUGGCCAAUUCACAUUAUCAACUCAGCUUAUACCUGUAUAUAAAAGCUAAAAUUAAUGAUUUUGUAAUACCCCCACCAAUGCAGCACCACAGUCUCUUGAGAAACUUGCCAGCUUUAUUCAUUUUUUUUCAGAUUAAGUUUAAUUAAUGUAUUGAGUUAGCAACAAAGGAAAACAAAGACAAACUGAUUUGAACAAAUUCAACUAAGAUUUUAGGCUGAUCUUGAUUGUUUUAUUGGGUUCGAUAUAGUUGAUCACUUAUGGGUAAACAAAGGUUGAACUGCAUUGAAAGAAUAGUGAAGAGUGAUUGUGCAUCACCUCUGGGAUUGAAAGGCUUGGAAGAACAGGCGACGAGUGCUUCUGCAAAAGCUACCGAAUCUGCUCAGGAGGUCCAGCAUUUACAGGCACUACUCUCAGUAAAAGAAGAAACAGUUGCACAACUACAAGAAGAGCUGGAAAAUGAGAAACAAAAGCGACUCAUCCGUGAAAGGGAAGUGGAAGAAAAAGCUGCUCAUAUAAAGAGUUGGAUGCAUAAGAAGAUUUCAGAGUAUGAGGAGAAGUUAGAAGAACUGAAUAAAGAAAAUGACCAUUUAAAAAGGUCUCACAAGCAAGCCAUGGAUGUCGUCAAGGAAAUUGAGACAAAGCUCAGCUUUUCCCAAGAUCAAGUAUUGAGAUUAUCCCAUGAACUCGCAGACAUCCAGUCGCAGUCUCCCGACUAUUAUGAGCUAGAACCAGAAACCAACCAAGGAGAAUCUGGUUUUCAAUCAUAUCUAACUGAAGACACUGUGUGCAAUGAGUCACCAGUAAAUUCAUUAGGCUCAGGAUGUACCACACCGACGCCCAUGUCACCAGAUGAACUCGUUAAAACACCAACUAAUGAUGAUGAUAGGGACGAUUCUAGUGCUUUCAUAUCAGAUCAAGCUGCAGAAAUUAAAAUUAAGAGAACAUCAAGUGGAAAAUCUCCAUCAAAAAUUCCUCGAUUUAUUGGGACUGUAGAGGAUCAGAGAGCCGCUCAGAUAUCAUAUUAUAUGUCACUCAAAAGGGGAAUGAGGAGUCCAGGAGGUUCUCGAGCAAAAUUUUUUAUACAAAUACAAGACUCACAUAAUCCCUACAUGCAGUUAACUCCUUUAGAGAGAAUGUCACAGAGAAAACAAUUUGAUAGCCAGUCGACAAUAGAUUCAGAAAUAGAUGACAGUUCCUUUGAAACUUAUGUACAACCUGUUGAACCUGGUGUUCAUGGAGAAGAAUUUCAUGCAAGGCUUGGUGAGCUAGUGACUCUACAAUUGGAGAAUGGAAGUUUAACUCCAAGUGUUUCACAAAAUGAACAAGAAUCUUUGUCUGAUAGUAGAUCUUCUUUGGGUUACUCUACAGAAGAUGCCUCUACGGCUAAUCCAAUUUAUCAAACUCUUGAACCAGAGCCAGACUCUGUAAGAACUUGCACAGAUUCAGCUGUGGCGAGGAAACCCUUGGUAGAUAGUGGUGUGCCUCUAUCUCCCCCUCCGCCACCAGUCCCUCCCCGCUUUGAACUAGAAAAUGUUGCACCUCCACCUGUUCCACCUGUGCCAAGAACAAACAAAGAAGAACAAAUGCAAGAUGUCACUAGGUUGAAGGGAAAUUUUACUAGUUACUUAUCAGAAACAGACCUACCAAAUGGCAAUGCCCCUGAAGGUAAUAAAGUGGACAUCGCUGCAGUUUUGUUGCCAUCAAACAGAACUGAUUCUUGGAUGUGGAAUGAUAACUCAGCUGGUUCAGAUACACCACCAUUUGGGACACUCGAGACACGGACUAAAAAUCUCAACAUGUUAACGGAACAAAGCUGUCCUGUUUACACAACACUGAAAGGGAGAGCUUCUCAGAUUCGAAACACACCUUUUUCUGGAGAAUCAACAGACUCUUCUGAUGAUGAAAGCUCAGCAGGAGACUAUUGUACUCCACCAGAUGAAUUGGGAGCAACUGAAGAACACCAUAACUUCAAACAGGACACGGAUGAGCUUCUUGAAGAAACCAAGCGUGUUUUAAAAACCUGUGCCACAUACACAACUGUCAGCUUGAAAAAGGAAAAUCAAAGAAAGGAAGGUUACCUUACUAAACUAGGAGGCCGUGUGAAGAACUGGAAGAAAAGAUGGUUUGUCCUCCAUGACGGCAAUCUAUACUACUACAAAACAGAGAAUGAUGUCAAUAGGAAACCCUUGGGUCAAAUUCCAUUGGAUGGAAGCUGCAGAAUUGCACGGACUGAUGGUGAACUUACAAUUGAAGUUGCCACUCCUAAAAGGACUUUUUACUUGACUGGUGAGACAACAGAGGUUGUGGAUAGCUGGCUCAGAGUUCUUCAUAAUGUCAUGAGGAAGUUUUCAAGCACUCCAUUAUUUGCCCAAGUUAAGGACAAAGAAAUAGUGAAAGGUUGGCUCACAAAGGUGAAGCAUGGCUCUUCCAAAAAGUGUUGGAGUGUUCUUCGUGGUCAGUACCUCUGUUAUUAUAAGAGUGACGAUGAUUCGGUGCCAUUUAGCAUGACUCAUAUGAUUGACGUGGUAGUUGAGGAGUUGGAGUCACCCGACUCAGAGGACGGGACCUUGAACACUGAUGAAGUUCCGUAUCGCCACUUCACUUUGGUGAUGAAGUCCCUUAAACAACCUUCCACUACAUACCUGUUGAUUGAUUCAAUGGAAGAAAAGGAUUCAUGGCUGUUCCAUCUAAAAGUAGCAUCAGGUAGUGGUAUCGAUGACAUGGGAACAGAAUUCGAGAAAAGCAUCUACCAACUCAUUGUUGAAGAUUGUGAUCCAGAGAGUGAGAUAUGGAACAGCUAUGUGUUGACGCAUAGUAAAGAUCCGAUCAUUGAACCACUCACAACUCUGCCAUCCAAGGAACUAGGAGCUGAGGCUUUGAAACUCUUCAAGUCCAUCCACUUGUUCACCACGGUACAGACACAGGAAGCAGCCAUUGACUAUCACGUGUCACUAGCCCAGAAUGCCUUGCAGACAUGUCUUGAUAACCCAGAACUUCAGAACGAGAUUUACUGUCAGCUGAUUAAACAAACAUCAAAACACGUGCACAGGGGACCUGAGGAUCUUGGGCACUUCUUGGAACAUUGUGGAAAGUCUUCAUGGCUCAGAGAAGACUCGUUUGACAUCGCUUCACAAGCAACAAUCGACUUACGUCCAGUGCAAGAGUUCGUUUAUAUUCAAGCCUGGCAACUGUUAUCGCUGUGUACAGCUCUAUUUGUCCCUAAAAAGAAAUUCCUUCUCUUCCUUAGGGGACAUCUGAAUAGAACGUCUACUUUCAAGACAAAACUUGGCAAAUACGCAACUUAUUGUAUCCGGAGCUUAGAAAGAAGUUUACAAAAUGGGAAACGAGAAGCCAGACCGUCGAGACUGGAGGUUCUCUCCAUCUUGCUGCGGAAACCCUAUGAUCAUUCAUGUUUGAUGAGCAUUCCAGUGCACUUUUUUGAUGGAUCUAGUCAAGUAUUUGGUUUUGAUGGUUCUACCACUAUUCAAGAGUUUUCGGAGACAAUCAAUAGAAUGGUUGGCAUUCGCUCGUCCUCGGAAAGUGGAUAUGCACUCUUCACGGAUAAUCCUGUUAAUUUAGUAGAACACUGUUUACAAGUCAAAGUCAAGCUGUGUGAUGUGAUUUCAAAAUGGGAACAGGCGUUACGAAGUCAAAGCCAAGGAAAACUGGACACUAGUAGAAUGAUCAAACUCACCUACAAGAACAGGUUACAUUUCAAGAGCCUCAGCAGCGGGGAAACAGAGAAAGAAAAGUACUUCCUUGUACUCCAGACAAAUGAUAGCAUCGUCAAGGGUCGAUUUCCUGUCAGCAAAGAGAUGGCUUUAGAGUUCGCAGCCCUCAUGGCUCAGAUCUCUUAUGGAGACUACAGAGCUCAAAGCAAUUCACUUCCGAGCAAGAGAAUUGUGAACGUUAUCACCAAGUUUUGUGCUAAAACACUACGGGAAGACACCAGCAAAAGGGCAUUGACACUGCGCAUGGCCGAGAAAUGGUCGACGCUGCACGGUUGGAGCGUGAAAGAGUGUGUGGACAAAUAUCUCGAAAAUGCCCGGCGAUGGCCGUUUUUCGGAUGCAAGCUCUUCCAAGCGCAGCAAAAACAUACAGUUUCCGCUGCAAAGAAACGCACUGCGCCUGUGAGCAAUACCCAGCCAGUCUGGCUGGCAGUUGAAGAGGAUUGUAUUAAUCUCCUGGAAGGAAACAGCUUGCGCUUGAUGUGCCGCUACAGAUACAAGCACGUAGUGACGUUUGGCGGGUGGAAAGAAGACUUCAUGUUAGUUGUGAACCAGUCUAUCAUGCGCGGCGGAAACACGGUGGAGCAGGGUACCCAAAGACUGCUCUUUGUCAUGCCCAGAGCAAAGAUUUUGGAAAUUACACUCCUCAUGGCGAGUUACAUCAAUGCCAUAGUCAGACAGAAAGGUAUCACAUGUGAUGCCCCUGGUACAGGGACUGCCACUGGACAGGCGGUGGACGUUAAGGUUUGGGAUCUAGAGAGUGCCGAGUGGCCAAUGGUUCCAGGCUCCACCGUUGGACUACUAUGAUGUCACUGUUCCAUUACAUUAGUGUAGUUUGUGUUUUAGUUAGUGUGUAUCUUGGGUUUUGAGUCGUAAAUACUAGUUAUUUCUGAAUAUGUAUGCCAAAAAAGGGCAAAGCUGAUUGAAAUAGUUCCUAAAAAUUCAAAUUCCUUCGUAAAGUAAAUGUAACAAGAGGUUAAACGUCGAUCCGUGAUAAAUACCCAUGGUGCUUUCAUAACUGGGUUGGAAUGUUCGUCAAUGUGAUAAUUUUCUCUCCCUGAUAAAAGUUUCUACUUUUCUUCAUCGUCGAUGUGUUGGCGUAAUGCCAUGAACAUUUUACUUAGUUAUACAUCUCGUAAAUAAUUGAAAAUUUUAAAAAAAGCCUGAGGUUAAGUUGUCCUGUACGGACCGUAAGUAAAAUAAUUGUUGGAGCCAAGCUCAGUGUAUAUAUUUGUCAGAUGUGUUGAUGAUAACGGUUACUUGACGAGCGGGCGGUGGAUAGGAGAUGGUGGAUAUCUAAGCGUGUGCCUUGUCGUCCCUAACAUAUCUCUUAUUCAACAACCGCGAAUGAAAUAACUGUUUUACAAAAAUACCCAAAGAAGUAUCUCAAAAUCUUAUAUCUGGAAAGAGGUCCAUGAUAUACAUUAGCUCGGACACCCUGCAAUGUGGACCAGUGAAACUCAUUUGGCUUUUUGUCAUCAAAUGACAAGGGCUUGUAACAGGAUUCAGGUAUUUCUUUGAGGCAUGUCAAGUAAAUUUUGAUCUCAUUCAUCUAAAAGGGAGCCUUAAUCAAACUGAUGUACAGUUCUUUGCUUGAUUGUUUUUAGAGCUAGACAAAUUUUCUGAAAGAGUAGAAUGUGGCAAAGAAGCGCUAUAUUCCCAGUGAAGGUUACUUGUAACGUUUGGCUUAAUCGAGAGAAAGAAUAUAAUAUGAGUGUGUUAGUUCAUAUUAGUUUGACGAUUUCUAUUUGAAGAGAAAAAAGCUAGUAAAACUCGAUGUAUUAAGUAUGGUCGGCGAAGAAUGUAAAAUGUCGAUGAUAGAAAAAUAAGACUAUCUAACCUUAAAAAUCUGGUGUGAUAGGACAAUGGUCCAUGCAGAUUUAUCAAAGAAUUUGGAACAAAAAUGUUUAUAUACAACAAAGGAGUAAUAAAAGCUGUUUCUUGCUCAAUAA